AUGCCCAGAAUACUUCGUUUCACGAAUAGUCAACGACGUACCAUCGUCUCCGCUUUGUUCGCCUGCACAUUUCUCGCGUCUGUGGUCACCGUUUCCGCGUCCAACUUCUUACCGUGCCCGGCGCAUCCCACUCGUAAUCGCUUUGCCGACGAUGGCAGCAACGCCCCCGUACGCUCAGGGUCCGUGACAGUGGAGAAAAGGCCGAGGAGGUGGAUAGAAGAGACCAGGCCAAACUCGCAGUGA
Molecule: messenger RNA, 243 nt
Organism: Punctularia strigosozonata HHB-11173 SS5
Lineage: Eukaryota; Fungi; Basidiomycota; Agaricomycetes; Corticiales; Punctulariaceae
Exons: 1
Coding region: 1-243 (80 amino acids)
Biological process (GO): mitochondrial respiratory chain complex IV assembly
Source: RefSeq, a predicted model, not a curated record